Molecule: messenger RNA, 1188 nt
Organism: Lycium barbarum (goji berry)
Lineage: Eukaryota; Viridiplantae; Streptophyta; Magnoliopsida; Solanales; Solanaceae
Exons: 2
Coding region: 291-845 (184 amino acids)
Source: RefSeq, a predicted model, not a curated record
CUUUUUUCCCUGUUUUGUGUGUGUAUGUUUGUUUGAACAAAGUAUGUUGGCAAGAGCAUUCCUUAAUUCCUACUACAUAUAUCUCGUGAAGGGCUUUUAUUCCUUCCAAAACCAAAACGGUGAGUAAAUGUUAGCACGAAAAUAGAAUUAAGUGUCGGUGGACUUCAGAAAAAGCUUAGUCCAAUUAUACAAAGCAACCUCUAUUUUUUCCAAAUACAUUCAUCGACUCAUUAUCCUCUUCUCUUUACCAUUUCAUCAAAAAUAAUUGUGCACAUUCUUGAAACAAAAAAAUGGAAGCAGCUCUAUGGAACUUGGAAGACAAAUGGAAACUCACAACUCAAGAAUCCAUUGCAUUUUUCAUUUGCACUUGUUCCUUAAUCAUUGGAAUUUGCAUAGUUGUUGCUUUUAUCAAAAGAAGAGCAGCAACUAGGAGAAAGGGCUUAGUGGGCCCGGCCCGUGACAUAGAAUGGUCUGAGUCAAAGCUACUGAGUUUGAAUAGUAUGUGUGUGAAAAAGGUGCUGACAAGUACGGUACGUUGGAGCGGGCCGAGCAAGUGGGAGGACAAAAGGAGCAAGAGUCGUGCUGAGAGAGUUUCUCCGUUACUUGUUGCUGCAGGUCAACUUAAGGGCGAGUCCGCCAGGUGGCAGAGCCACAACUCGGACUCGCCCGUGUGGCAAAGGCCAAUACUUAUGGGUGAAAAGUGUGAGUUGCCGAGAUUCAGUGGGCUUAUUUUGUAUGAUGAGAGGGGCAGGCCAGUUCAUCAUGUUGACAAUGAUCCAUUCAGCAUUGACCAGGAAAUAGUGGAUGAUGUUGGGAGAACUACUCUGAAGGACUUGCUGCUGUGACGUUUGCUUUAAUUCGAUACAUUCACAAAGUUUUGUAUAGGAAAUAGGUUUCUUUCUUGAUCAUCUUUCAAAAGCAUGUAAAAAUAUUCCUGUUUUUUAAACUCCUAUUAGCUUCCUGAUGCAAUAUUUUCCACUCGCUUUUGCAUAUUUUUUGCUUUCCUCUGGACAGAUAUGUGUUAAAGAUUCGGUGGAGUUCAGGAUCCAGAGUAAGUUUUUUUUUUUUUUUUAAAAAAUUGUUUUUAUUACAUAGGGGUAGGAGAAGGGGAUUACAAUGUGGGGAUUCGAACCCUCACCAACAAGAUGAGAGUUCAGGUAGCCAACCAACUGAGCUACUAGAUCCCUA